AUGGCGCAUCACUGCUCGUCCUCCCUCCAUGACGCCUCUCGGCACAACGUUCUCUCUUUCUCAAUCGAACCCAGGAACCUCAAAGCUCCGUCUCUCAAGUCCCUCCGGUCUCUCAACUCUCUAUGCGUCCUCCUCUCGUCAAGCGCCAUCUCGGUCCUCCUUCUCGGUUCCAUCCGUCUGAACACUCAGGCUUUCUGUCAGCGUGGGAUCCCGCCUCUCCCUCGCUCUGCACAGUCACCCGUCUCAGAUCGUACUUCCACUCCUCCACCUCGACUCAUCUCUCUCGUCGUCGGCUCUCUUUCCAUCUCACCUCACAGCCUGCCCUCUCUCGUCAGACGCCUACCUCUCCGGGUCCAGUCACGUUCGUGGAAUCAUCCCAUCGCGCGCCGACCCUUCAGGCCUCUCCCCCAGACUCGGCUCUGUCUCGUGUCGAAUGAGCGGCUCUCAUCUCUUCUCAAAGCGUCGACAUCAUCCGCUCAAACAUCGCUCUCAGUGCAGACUCCGGAUCUAAAUUCUAACCCUCUAAAUCCGGCGUCUCCCAGCUGCAGUCAUCAUCAACACCGGUCCUUCUCGAUAAUUUUCUCUCCUCCUCAGUACUCUCUCACCUCACUCCUCAUCUCCUCAUCUCUGGAAGCUCAGUUCGGCUCCCACCCACUCUCCAUCGGCUCUCCAGUCUCCUAUCCCCUCAAAUCUUCAUCCUCCGUCCCUCCUCAUCUCGAGUCUGUCUUUCGACUCUUCUCUCUUGCGCUCUCGCUCUCAGUCACACAUGGCCUCUUGGAGAGCCGCGUGCUCAUGGAUCUAUAA
Molecule: messenger RNA, 804 nt
Organism: Knipowitschia caucasica
Lineage: Eukaryota; Metazoa; Chordata; Actinopteri; Gobiiformes; Gobiidae
Source: the annotation of a GenBank genome assembly